Spirometra erinaceieuropaei is the source of this 8223-nucleotide messenger RNA. The record is from the annotation of a GenBank genome assembly. Lineage: Eukaryota; Metazoa; Platyhelminthes; Cestoda; Diphyllobothriidea; Diphyllobothriidae.
AUGGGACGGGAACAGUUCCCAGGCGUCUGUCAAAAACAUGGCAUUGAGGCCAAACCAAAGACGACACUGUACUUCGUCUCUGUGGACCCGCACAGCUCGACCACAUACUGGGCCUCCCUCGUGGAGUUUCCUUUUCAGUCUACUCCAGUAUGCCUCAAUGGCAUUGGUGUGCCGUCCGGUGGUAGGUUCCUUGAAGUUCUUUGAGUGGGAAGACGAUUAUACGCCUUCCACUCGUCCGUUACCACUAUACUGCCUUUGGCGACCCAUUUUGUAAUAACGGAACGGAGAGCGGACCAACAUCGUUCAUUCACCUGUUCAAAUAAGGCCUUCCGUCGGCUUGUAUCGUACAUCCCGACCAGCCACCGCCCAUAAAACCCCUUUUAUCACCUGUCCCGUAAGACAGGCUGCUUUGGUUAGGCGGAUUUUUUGGGUGCCAUCUCCCGAUUGUUAUCAAGAGUCCUAAGGCUAAAUGGGACGAGUGAGUUCCGUAGCACGAUCAGUGAAUACUCUCCUACCAGUUUUGCUAAUGUGACGACUCCCCUUUGCAUUUCGAAAACCUACGGCUGAUUGUAUGUUAAGUAUCUUUAAAAAUCCUAUGACCUGCUUCCUUCAACAAACUCCUUCUGUUUUUAUAUCAAACGCCCUCAACUGCCUGUUUUUAUUACUGCUCCUGAUUUCUCAGUUCUGUGAAAUGUCAUUCAUUUACAUGGAUCCUACGCAAACGUAUUUUCGCGCCGCAAUUCCUCUGCAGUGCAGUCCUAACAUAACCUCGAAUUUCAGCCUCCAGCAGUUUUGUUGCGCACCUCUUACUUCCUUUUGACAGUUUCACUCCCCACUUCAUCCGAGACAACAAUCUAAGUAGCCCACGAAAACUGCUGUCCAAGAAUGCCGCUGAGAUAUUUCAAUAUGUUGGCGAGCUAAACGGGCUAAGGAAAUACUGGCCGUAUAGGGGUGCAAUUGUUCAGAUUGUGUCUACCGUAAUGAGGUAGGUGAAGAAUUCAGUAUGUCCACCUUUCGUUCAUUAACCAGGCUAAGUGUGUGGCAGAAGAAAAUAGGCUCUCCGGAACAGGUUUAUUUAACUGCUGACGUUUCAAAGAGCUGGGUCGGCUCUUCAUUGUCAAAGCGUAAACUGCACUUGAUCGACCAGAAAUCCCAAGUGGCGUGUCACGUUGGUCGGCCUCGUGCUGAUCGAUUUUUCUCUCCUCUCGCUGCCUCGGCCUCUCGGGGGGUGGUUAGCGGGCGUUUUGUCUGCUUGCUUUGUGAGUCACCACUUCGUCGGGGGGGGGGAGCUGAUUGAACCUUUGUCGGGUGGUCGGUCUGGUGAUUCUUGUUCUUCCUCACCGAGUAAGCUCAGCGUCGGGCUAUCUCCGUGGCAGCCGCAAUUGUUGUCCGGACAGAGAUAGGCAGUACAUUUGACCCAAUCGCGAAAAAUUCUGUUGUCUCAGUGAGGAUUUGAAGCCAUGACAGCAGGUGCAAUCCCCCAACGCUCUAACCACCUGAGCUAUGAGGCGCCAUCGGUAACCGUGAGUUUGAUUGCAUUUGCGUUACAUGAAUAAUUCAAGUCUGUCAAACUCACAAGUUUAUUGGGUGAGCCUCCUGGAUUCUAGAUGGAUUGUUUGGGUAGUCAGCUUACUGUAUCAGAAUUAGAAGAUCCCAUACGUUACAGUAGGCUGGGCGAGUAACGUGAUUGAAAUCGCAGCUCCUAGUGGGGCCUUUUAAUUUAGGCGGUUAGUGCGUUGGCUGCACUUUAGCUCUGACCUUGCCGUCGUGGGUUCGAAUCUGUGGUAAUCAAGGAUGUGAGAUCAACUUAAAUCACGCACCAUAAGUUCGUUUCGUCAAAUGUCAGGAGUCAGGGCGCUGUGAGGACUAGUUUACUCUGUACACAGGGCAGGUUGCCGUAAGUUGGCUGUUUGCUUGCGAUAGAGAUAAGCGUCCGUUCACGGAGAGUGUGAGUCGCCGUGCUUUGUUUACGCGAGAGUGAGUGUCUGGGUCAGCAGGAGGAGGGGUGACUGGCUGAGUGUCGGUCCUGUGAUUGGACAAAUUAGGGGAGGAAUGGAGGGCGCAUGCUCACAAGGCCUCAUGGGUAUCAAGCCAGAGCGUUCGACGCGUGUGAGGUGAUGAAAGCUUGUAAGGUCAGGCGAGAGUCCCUGAAGUUGGACCGGAGGUGUCUGAGUGUUAGCCGGCGGGGGUGGCCGUGUGUCAACAGUUGUCGCGGCCAUCUUUCGACAAAACGCAGCUGACGAAAAAAGGGGGACUGUAGCGGCUGCUACAAAUCCCACCGAAGCCGCCGAGUUUUUUACUAUUGGUGUAGAUCGUUUAUCAACAGUGCACCUUUUUUUCCAAUUCUUGGCAAGAUGUGGUUAUGUAGCCCCACCUCGUGGACACAAUGCUGUUGGGGUUUGGGUUAGGCUUAGGGGUUAUGGCAGCUAUUCUCAACCACUCAAAUUACAGCCGUGCAUCCCCGACAGCUUUUCUCUUGCAUCCAACUACUUGACCUCCUCGCCUGUCCGUUCCCCGGUUCCACCUAUAAAAACCCCUAUUACCACCGGUCCCGUAUUACAGGUGCCUGGGGUUUGUUUACUUCAGGUAGGGCUACAUAACCACAUCUGACCCAAUUCUUCAUAAGUCAGCUAUUGUCUGCUGCACUUCCAUCAUAAACCAACCAAAAUGUGUUUUUUUACCGAUGACGUCAUCGAGUGUGCGCACAAGAACUGCCCACUUGACGGAGAUAACACCAUGGUACUCAAAAUUCGUGAAACAUUGUACUCCGUACGUGGUACCAUCACAACCUCACUUAUGUACACUUGCUUACUUGAAGACUCACAGUAGCUGGCCUAUCUCAUGUAAUGUCAAUGGAAAUUCUAAAAUGCGUCUUCAAGAGGUUGAAAUACCGAUUAUCGUGCAACAUAAUCAGUCAAGCCAGGAUGCCGACUUUUGAGUGAGCCUCUCUUCGGACGUUUACAAAAACUGCACGCAAUGAAGGUGACUACUUAAACUGCAUGAUUUUCGGUCUCCUUAUAAACUUCAACUUAUUUUAUAGGACCCAUUCGGAAAGUAUUCUUUCUUGUGUUCACUUGAUGAAAACUUACACCUGCUUCAAACAUAUUGUUCGGGGAAAGGGUGCCUUGCGGUCUUAAAAGUUUUUACUUUCCGAAUAACUUUGAACCCAGCCAGCCGUUGCACUUACGCUUAGGGUUUCAGAACACCCUGCUGUUUGCUUUACGUGCAAAGGAAAUCGCAUAUUUCUACACUAUUUUGAUACCAUAUAGUGCGCCUGAAAUUCUGUGACAGAUGUGAACUAUAUUGUAUGCCCCAUAUGCGACACUACCAGACGGGCGGAUGCGAUGCUGUACAAUUGGACAUUUCACGGCCUCAAAAAAUUUCAGCUUAAAACUUUAAAAAACCGAAAGAUAUCCAUUCUCCAAAGUCCAAAUCUGAAAAAAAACACAAUGUUCUAUUAAAUGAGUACAAGAAGGCAUAUUUUUAUGCAUAUUUUGUUCAAAAUAUAUUUUAAUUGAUAUGGACAUCGAAAAUCAGCGGGGAAAUUCAUGGCAUUUAGGUAGUCCUUUUUGCCGUGUGGGGUUUUUGCUGACAAAGUGAAUGGAACUCGUUCAAAAGCCGGCAUUCUGGCUUGACUGAAAUAUGUGUGGGUCAUGCUGCACGGUAAUCAAUAUUCCGAUGCCACCAAAGUAAUCCUUUCUUAUGGGAAAGACACUUCAGAAUUCCGAUUAACAUUUCAUGAGAUAGGUCAUCUUAUUCUAGGUUUCAGUCAGUUCUCGAAGGGUAAAGAGAUGUGGCCAGAUUGAGUCCAAUAAAAGAAAACAAGACAGACAAGCCCGAGACGCCGGUAGACUAUUGCACUUUUUCGAAAUUUCUAAACAGAACUACUAGAAGAAAAAGAUACAGGGGUCUGGCGUACCGUUUAACAUCGUAGUAUCUCUAUGGGAUUUAAACGGUAUGCUGCAUGCCAAAUGAGGACAGCGUCGGAUGGACUUUUGUGAGAAGUCUAAUUACUAUGCGAGAAACGUCUGUAACGCAUCCCUAAAAGGCCACUGUAUGCAGGCAUCAUUAAGUCUGUCGGAUCUCAUUAUUCAACUGCGAAUCUCAUCUGUUCCUCGAUAUCUCCACGUCAUUGCCGGCCGCUGUGUCAAUCUUUCAUGGUGGUUAUGAAGUUAAGGUUUAUGGGGCCAUUGAGAGAGUUUGCCACGUGGGACACUCCGGCUGGAGGGAUUAUGCCUUAUAUCCCCACAGGAAUUAUGUGAACCCUUUCUAUACAGCCGUCAAGCUCGUUUUCGAGCCCAUAGAGCGGAGUGGAGAUGAGGGCUCCGUGCCAUCCACGCCAUUCGAGAUUAAUGAAUGGACAUCUGGGGCACGCGAGUCGUGAACAUAUUGCGAUUACUCGACGUACGCGGCACUUUUGUUUGCCCAUUGAAGCAAAAGUACACAGCGCUUGCUUCGUAUCUAGACCCUACACGCGUCAUCUUCCCAUGUGGUCUAGGCCGCGCACGCGUCGGACACCUUGCGUGGCGGCGAAGUGCGCCGUCGUAUAGUACACUGGCGGAUAGCCUGUUUGCUCGGCUACGUGCCCUUUUUUACAGUCAGAACAUGUGUUACUGUCGAUAUCUCUAGAGUGUCGGUCGUGUCGAGCUUUGUUUAGUUAAGCCGGCCGAAGAUGAACAAGGAAUGCGCGCGUCCAGCCCAAGGGGUGGACUUUCAGAAUCAUUUAAAUACCUUACCGUAGCACUACAUAGAUUCUGAAGAUGUUGAGCAAUGAUAUUCGUUAGCUAUGGACCGUCUCCCACUGCCGCCUCGUUGUCGACUAGCAGCCUCUUUAGGAUUGGUCUCCGAGCGAAACUGGGGUCAACUGGGGGUCAACCUUUUGGAGAAAGUGCCCGUUCCAAACUAUUUUUAGCAGUUCUCUAGUUCACAAGUCUUCGCGGUCGUAUUUUUCCCCAAAACAAUUUGACCACUUUAUAAUUAAAUUGCUUAGGAUGGAAAACCAGUUCGACGAUUAUUAUGUGCAGACCAUUUAAAGAUAUUAUAUCAGGAAGUCCUAGAGGCAAAGUGGUCACUCUAAUCGUGUGCACAAUCAUGAAGAUCUGUUCAAGUCAACUAAAGACUCCUUUACUUGUUUUAAUAAUUACCGCAAAAUUAGGAAAUUUUAUUGGAUACAUUUUCGACGCCGAUUCCCCAGAUCUUUGUCGGACGUUGAGUAAAUUUACAAAUAAACAGUUGGAAUUUCAAACAUGCACAAAAAUCGAUAUUUGUUCGGCGUUUGUGCCAGAAAGCGGCCCCUGUUUGCGUCAUUUUACAUUGAUUAGUUCUCAUCCUUUCUACUUUUCCCUCAGAUUUUCGCACACGGCAGCUAACUCUAUGUGCUGACUAAUGCACUUUUUAUCUGAGCUCAUGAAUUCGAGGAAUCGGCCUUUUUUGGAAUGGCAGACGUCGACGAUACGAAUUUUGUCUCAGGCGAAGGUGUGUGUUCGGUAUCUAGGGUAUGCAUGGCCACAGAUGGUCUCGCAUCAUAACUACCAGUUGAUGCUCGUGGAUGCGUUUAAAGGUGGAUUUUCCCGAUUGUCCACAAUAUACUUCAUCGCAGGCAUCGCAUGGAAUCUUGUAGGAGAUUGCCAUCAGGAUAGCCAAUCCUUUCCUGUGGGUGUACAAUCUGAAUGCGUAAAGUAGUAGUCAGUCCGCUUUAUCAAGCAAUUACGCUGCCUCCAAAGUCCUGGGCUGAGGAAACAACCGCUUCUUUCUGGAAGCUUUUGUCUUCAAUAAAAGUGCUUGUACGUAUUCUAUCAGAAGUCUGAGUGAGGGCUCGCAUUUUAUGCAACUUUUUAAUGCACUGUCAAUUUCUAACCCGAAAUACUUAAGUAGAUAGACCUUUUCCCCACCAUUCUCCGAAAACGGGUAUCAACUGAAAGCCACAAAUUUGUUUUAUCGAUUUCCUACAGCCACAUGAUGCGACUUCGACAGCUUGCCCCACCAAUGUGUUUCCCAUGUGAAUGUGGGGUUAUUCAAUUUUUGCAGAUGGUGGUUGAUGUUUUGUCGCGAAUUACUAUUGAACUUCUGGUUCAAUUCUCGAAACGAGGAGUGUAAAGUGUCACAUCAAUGUUCAUUCAAUCGUCUGUUUGGUUGUUACAUGGUUCAGUGUCAACUUUGUGUUCUGUGAACUGUUACUGUAUGCUUGAAUUAUUGAAAUUGUAAAAUCACCUUAUUACUUGGAUUAUGUUAGUUUUUUCCAUCCACCGCGUCUUCGAUACGCCAGUUAAUACGAGAUGCCUCACUUUUGCAGAAAUUCCUUACAAAAGUUUGCAAUGCAUGGCCUCGCAUCGGGUACAUAUCCCAUUGAGUAGUUCGCGUCACUGACGGUCCCGACCCCGCAGGCAUCAGUUAUUAAGUAUCACUGUUUGUUUUCCUCAGAUGGGAAUCCACUGCUCGGAGCCGUCUGGGGCGAUCGUGCCGCCGGACCCUUUAACUUUAUGCAUUCCGGUUACGGCGUGGGAGCCGCCUUGGCACCACUCAUCCUGGCACCGUUCACUUUCGACGCGAAUUUCACCGUCCCCAACUCCAUUUCCGGUGCUUCGAACUCCAACGUCACCGCCGGUAAAAGUGAUCUGGUGCUUAUGCUACCACCUUGCAGCAUCAUUGCUGGAAUGUGUCUCCUCUCAGGUCUCUUCUUCGCCGUUCUUCACUGCACUCAGCGCUGUGAACGCCCAACUCCUGUGGUCAGUUAACAUAUUAUUUAACAAUAAAUGUCUACUCAGAUGCACUCAGUAGCCAUGACGCACGUAUUUUCGCAUAUGACAGGUCUGUUAAAUGCUUCAGAAGUAUCAGAAUCGCUUCGUUGGCAGCAAUACAUCGGGCGGCCCUCUCAAAUGCAAUGGAAAAGUAGGAUAGUGGCAUUACCUAGGCGCUUGGAUAUUGUAUGCGUUAACUGGGACGUGUACUGGACAAAUCUCCUACUGGACUUUGGCAGAGUCGCUCGACCAAGUCCUUCAACAUGUCUUCACCUACAAAAUGAUACUAUGAAUUCCUAGUUCCCUUAUUUUUUUACUACUGGAUUGUUACGAUUCAUUAUUGCUAUAGUGUGUGUUUAUAAUUGUGCGGACAAGUAAUUGCAAACUAGGAUUCUAUUUUGCCUAAUCUUAGCGUUAAUGCACGGUAUAAGAAGACUUGUGAUCGCGUUGUUACAUUGCGCUUUGGGAAUCAUGUUGAGUGAGAUAUUUUACUCAGCAUGUUGUCAUGCCAAGACAGAUAGUGCAAGCAGUUAAAAUUGGAGCACUGAAUGACCAAAGUCUGUUAACUGCUACGCAUGAAUGCCAGUUUGUUAGCUCCUCGUACAUCAAGGGGGUGGUUGUCUUCUGUAUGCUCAUAAGCCUAAGUGUACACGAUUUACUCUAUUUACUGAAUCGAUUUCAGUAGAAAGUAUAUAAUUGUGUUUCAUACUCCGCUCCAUCCAUACAGACUCGGCCCUCGAGUUCUGGUCAUACCGGAGCCGGCGACGCAGCGGAGGCCGUUUCACUCAACGACCCCCCUCUCUCCACGUCCUUCGGCUCUCGCCUACGUCGCAGCUUUGACUUUAUACUCGCCCAGAGAGCUUCCUUCGUGUUGAUUCCCUCCAUUUUUGCACUGUAUUUUGCAUUGGUUGGCAAUGAGCGCGUCUUCUCCAAGUAUGCCUUCGUGGCGGCAGUCUACGGCCCUGCGCGUCUCACAUCGAGAGACUCCUACCUUCUCGUGACCUCUUACUGGAUCUCCUUUAGUAUGGCUCGUGUGACCACCUUCCUAGUCAGUCUUUUAGUGCCGAUUAGGUGGCUCUUUCUGCUCCAGUUGGUAGGCACCUGGGGAAUGUCUCUAGGCCUGGUAUUCGCGCCACCUGACCGACCCUACAUCUUCGCGUUGACAGUCCUUUUUGGCCUCUUCAAAAGCCCACUCUUCCCGUCCGGCUUGAGUGUCAUCAAUGAGGCAGCCGAGGUGUCCGGUUUCAUUGUCUUUUUUGUCAAUCUUGGUAGCUCCAUUGGCGCCAGUUGUAUGCAGUACCUUGCCAGCUAUCUCAUUCACAUCUACAGUCCUGAUGUUUUCCCUAUGAUAGUCAUGGUGACUGCCCUUGUUCUCCUCGUUAUUGGCAUUUCGCUGUUGGUAGUUGUACGCAUCGUCAGGCGCCGAAACGGUCGGGCAAGUUUGACCGUCCUGGAGCCCGAUAAUACUCUGGAACCAGAACUGUAA